AUGGAAAAGCCAAGUCCUUUGGCUAUUUCCAUGGCUUCCAUGCUUCCUUUUGUUAUUGUUCUUUUGCUUUCACACGCCUCGUGUGCUUCCCUGACAGACUCAGUAUAUGGAGCUUUUGUUGAUUGUCUAAGAAACAAUAUUCACUCUACCAACAUCUCUGGUAUAGUGUUUGCUCAAACCAACGCAUCAUAUACUUCCCUUCUCCGUGCAUACAUUCGUAACGCCCGGUUGAACACCAGCUCUACACCAAAACCCUUAAUCAUUGUCACACCAUUGCAAGAAUACCAUGUCCAAACAGCAGUGAUUUGUGCCAAAAGCAUCGAUAUUCAACUCAAGACAAGAAGCGGUGGCCAUGACUUUGAGGGUCUCUCAUACAUCUCCGACGAACCUUUCAUCAUGCUUGACAUGUUCAACUUCCGCAACAUCACAGUGGAUGUGGAAAAAGGUGUUGCUGUGGUCCAAGCCGGUGCCACGCUUGGAGAAGUUUAUUAUAGGAUAUGGGAGGAGAGUGAUGUUCAUGGCUUUCCUGCAGGUGUUUGUCCCACGGUUGGUGUUGGUGGUCAUUUUAGUGGAGGAGGGUAUGGCAACAUGAUGAGAAAAUAUGGGUUAUCUAUCGAUCACAUCAUCGAUGCUCAGAUUGUUGAUGUCAAAGGUAGGAUUCUCAACAAGGAGUCUAUGGGGGAAGAACUAUUCUGGGCCAUUAGAGGAGGUGGAGGAGCAAGUUUUGGAGUCAUAUUAUCAUACACUAUUAAAUUGGUUCCUGUGCCAGAAGUUGUUACUGUUUUUCGAGUUGAGAAAACUUUGGACCAAAAUGCCACUGAUCUUGUUGUCCAGUGGCAACAGGUUGCACCACACACGGACGAAAGGCUUUUCAUGAGACUGGAGUUGCAGCCUGUGAAUUCCAACGUUGGAGGGAGGCACAGAACUAUUAGAGCUCAGGUUGUGACUUUGUUUCUAGGAGGAGCAGAUGAGCUUGUGUCGCUUUUGGACAAGGAAUUUUCAAGUUUGGGUCUAAACAGAGAGAAUUGCAUCGAAAUGAGUUGGAUUGAAUCUGCACUUUGGUGGGCUAGUUUUCGAAAUGGUACCCACCCAAAUGCUCUACUUAACAGAAAGCUCAACUCAGCAAAGUUCCUCAGAAGAAAAUCUGAUUAUGUGACGACUCCAAUUUCCAAAGAUGAGUUAGAAUGGGUAUGGAAAAGGAUGAUUGAAUUGGGAGAAACAAGUAUAGUUUUCAACCCAUAUGGUGGAAGAAUGAAUGAGAUUUCAGCAGAUGCUACAGCAUUUCCUCACCGUGCAGGAAAUCUGUUCAAAAUUGAAUAUUCUGUUAAUUGGAAUGAACCGGGAUACGCUUCAGACAAGAACUUCACAACACAGAUUAGAAGGUUACACAGUUAUAUGACCCCCUUUGUGUCCAAAAAUCCAAGGAGAGCUUUUCUGAACUACAGGGACCUUGACAUUGGUAUCAAUCAUCAUGAUAACAAUAGUUACCGCGAAGGAGAGGUUUAUGGUAUUAAGUAUUUCCAUAACAACUUCUAUAGAUUGGUGAAGAUUAAAACUGAGAUUGACCCCGAAAACUAUUUCAGAAAUGAACAGAGUAUCCCUAAAUUAUGA
Vigna unguiculata (cowpea) is the source of this 1611-nucleotide messenger RNA. RefSeq names its product berberine bridge enzyme-like 21 pseudogene. The record is from RefSeq and is a predicted model, not a curated record. Lineage: Eukaryota; Viridiplantae; Streptophyta; Magnoliopsida; Fabales; Fabaceae.